GUUAAAAACAAGCACGCAAAUCACAACCACACCAUCUGUAUGCCUUAUCUAUGCCUUAUCUAUGCGUAUUAUUAUCACGUAUUAUUGAUUUGUGAUAUUUUAUUAUUAGCCGCUAUUUCCAAUUGAGAUCUCCUUCUCCUUCUCACUAAUGGCAAAUUCAGAGGAACAACAAUCGCUCAACGGUGGAUGUAUCGAUGACGAGGACCCCGCCGAUCAAAUAUCGGACGCAGCCGAUCUGUAUCCGGAGGGCGGCGCCGAGACGUCAGAGCCCGUGACUACUUCGGUCACGAGAAGGUUAACGGAGAUAUUUUUGGCGGACGGCGACGGGGAUCUGCUCCUGCAGAGCAGCGAUCCAGAGGGCGGUUUUCUUCAGUGGUUUCACGCCUUGGAUAUGCAGGUGAUGGGGGCCUGCAGGGGGGAUGAGAGGUUGAAGCCCUUGCUGAAGCUUAACGUCGCUGCUGGCGUGGCUGAGGAUGGUCUGCUAGCUCACCUGGUUCAGCACUUCGAGCCUUCAGAAGUUGGUUUGAUAGCCAGUUGUUUGUGUGUACCUCUGGUUUCCAUUCGUGUUGGAAGGAUAGACAAGCAAGGGGCCCUCAUGUCUCCUACAUCUAUAAGAUUGUUUCUCACUUGGUUAUUUGCCUCCAAGUUUCAGACAUAUCAUAAUCUCCCUCUUGAUCGGCACCUACAUGCUGGAUUCUGUCUUAGAUCCCUGCUUCUUGAUAUGACUGAGGUGCGUAUGACAUGUGAAGAUACUGGGAAGGUUGGUGUGCCCCAUGAUUUAAUUUCUCAUAUUCCCCAUGUAGCAAGAAAGCCGUGGCAUUUAAUGGGGAAUUUACAUCUCACCCUUUUGCCAACUUCUGCUUUGCGAGUAUCAUUUAAUGGGGAUGAUGGAUCUGUGGAGAGGCUGGCAACAUUAAGUACUGAGGUGCACUCAAGCAACACAGUUAUGGAAGAGAUCCCUUCAGACAAGUCUGGAAGGUCUUUCCUAAUAAAAACACCAGAUAAUGUUUCCUAUUUUUGGUGUUCUGAAAAAUCGAAGCUUUUAGGGGAUGAACUGCUCAGGAAGAUGAAGGAUUUGCUUGUGACGAAACCUUCACUGGCUGAAUUAACUGGAAUUAGUGAGUCGCGCCUCAACUAUUUCGCUAGUCAUCUUCGAGCAUAUCUUACUGAUACUGUGUUAAGUAGUGCUCAAGCCAGUGGCCUUCUCUUGUCUAACCUGGAAGACGAUUCAGACAGUUAUUCUGAUCUUUCUUCACCCCAAUCUCCAUCCAAUUUUCCCAAGAGUCUGUGUCAAGUGUCAAAGACCAACUUGAUCUAUCUGGGUAGUCUCAGUCCCAAUUCAGGUUCUUUUGAGGAGGGCCUGCAAAAAAAUUCAUCUUCCUUGAGGAGUGCUGCAGCCCAUGAAGAAAACUACAUGAGAUGUGUUGGCAGCCAAUCUCUUGCUUCAUUAAACUGCACCAUCUUAUCCGGUCCCACUUGCUUUCCUAAAGACAACAUUACUGAAACAAGCAGUAGUAUUGCUCACUCAUUCCCAGCAUUAGAUUUCUUGGAUGUAUUAGAAAAGUCAGUCCCGGGCCAGGAAAUAAAAAUACCUUCAUCAUCUACUCUCUCCCCUCAGUACUGCUGGUGCCCACCCGUUGUAUCAGUGCCAAUUGUCUUGGCAACUGAGCCAUUUUCUCUGCCCCCACUUUCUUCUCUGCUGUCAAAGCCACUUGUGAAUGUGGCUGAGCUCCCACCUCUCGAUUUUCCCACUCUCGAUUUUCCUCUGGCAAACUCACGACAGCUUCCAACAUUUACACCUUUGAUGUGCGACCCAAUCGUGCAUGUGCCUGUGAUCGAUGUCUGCUCGUCGGGCUACUUGGCCACUUCGCUUGCGGGCGCGGAAUCCGAAAAGGGUGCUCGGGAGACUCUUCGGAUGCUCGUGAAUGGGUCAUCCAGCCAGGGGAGUAAUGUCGAGCAAAACGUGUUUGGGGGGCUUUAUAGUGGCACGAGGGAUGUGGUGGCUGCCAGCAUGUCUGCUGCUGCUACUACUGUGGGGCUGGUUUUGUUGUCUGAGAAAAGAUGCCUUGGCAGGGAUAAUUUGGUGAUUGAUCACAAGGAGAAGCCAUCUGGGUCUGGGUCUGGGUCGUCUGAGUUUGAUUAGGGGGUCAGUUGAUUUUUGGUGGACUGUUAUUGUAUUUAUUUCAGCUUUUUUGUGUAAAUUUCUUUUUGUUUCCUUCUGUUUCGUGUAUAUAUGCUGGUUUAGUUUGGUCUUGUGUUGUGACAACUUUUAUCUGGUAAGGUUUUACAGUGUUAACUGCUCUUUAUGAAAUUUUAAUGUGAUCAUCCAUUUUUUUUGAGAAGGUGAAAGUGAAAAAGAAAGUGCGCCAGCUGUUUGUUUAUUGAUUCUGUUACAAUGAUGAGCAUUAGUUCUUUUAUAUUUUUUUUUUAUCACUCGAUUUUGAGAUGAUAAUGUGUUUAGUAUUUGGACGAUUUUUAAUUUAAGGGGAUGAUGAUAUAUGUAUUUUGUAAUUUUCAUUUUUA
Striga asiatica is the source of this 2523-nucleotide messenger RNA. The record is from the annotation of a GenBank genome assembly. Lineage: Eukaryota; Viridiplantae; Streptophyta; Magnoliopsida; Lamiales; Orobanchaceae.